Messenger RNA from Phycomyces blakesleeanus NRRL 1555(-), 195 nucleotides. RefSeq lists its product as hypothetical. NCBI's taxonomy places the organism in Eukaryota, Fungi, Mucoromycota, Mucoromycetes, Mucorales, Phycomycetaceae. Gene Ontology annotation, cellular component: mitochondrial large ribosomal subunit. The transcript has 2 exons. Gene Ontology annotation, molecular function: structural constituent of ribosome. Bases 1 to 195 code for a protein of 64 amino acids. The record is from RefSeq and is a predicted model, not a curated record. Gene Ontology annotation, biological process: translation.
AUGCCGAGAGGCACUCGUAGACUCCAAUUGACCGCCAAGCAGGGUCAUAACUUCUACAAAGGUACUGGAUCCGGUGCCAUGGGUCGUCACACUAAGCAGGGUGGAUAUAAAGUUGACUGGUCAAAGGUCCGCACCUUCGUUGUUCCUGAUCUCCAGAACUUUUCGGUAUGUUUUGUAUUUGUAUUUAGCGAAUGA